AAUUAUAUACAAUGACCGUCACCUCAAUAUAACCAAAUACAAUGAAACGUCACUCAAUAUAACCAAUUAUAUACAAUGAACCGUCACCUCAAUAUAACCAAAUACAAUGAAAUGUCACUCAACCGGUGUGCGUAGUGCGCACUGUGCACCGCACUACGUGACCGUGCAGUGACCAAUCAUAUAUGUAAGUGUAACGCGAACGAAAAGUUAUGACAUUAUCGUACUAGUCUCUCACCAUUGAAAUUGGAAUUAGUUUCCUGACCUGUGUAUAAGACCGUGAUUUGUAUUGUCAUCCGUCAAAUAGCGUUAUUCACAGCUGGUGAAACAGGCCCUAAAUACAACAACUGCAGAAGAUACUUACUACAAACAUGUAGUUCCUAAAAUAAUUUUGGUAUGGGAAUUAGUUUUCUGUACUAUUGUGAUGUUAACGUUUCUUACGUAUAUUCUAUAAAUACCUUUGCUUUAUUAUUUUUGAGGCAGUUAUAGUAACAAUUAUUCCUUGAAAUGUCUGUGUUUUACUAUGUAUUAGGUACACUUUCUACUGAUAUGUGACAGAACAAGCUGACAAAGGAGUUAUUGUAACAGGAUUUCGUUCGAUGCCAUUGUAUGUGGUAUAGUGAAAAGUGUUUUUUAAAUUAAAUUUUGUGUUUAAGUUAUCUCUAUUAGGUAGUUAAAAUUGACUUAGAAAAACACUACCUACGAAUAUGAUCGCUAGUUUUUUUUUUUUUUUUUGUAUCAUUUAAAUUGGUUGAAGACACCUGAUUUCAAGUUACUUGGAACUGUAAUAUAUUUCAUUUAAUGCCAUAUUAAUCUUAAUUAUUCAUAAGUAUAUGCAAUUCAGGUAAAUGUAUGUAUUAUAUCGCAAAUGACCUAAGAGAAAUUAAAUCAGUAUAAAAUUUAUUAAAAAGUAACAAAAAUAAUUGUAACGUCAUGUACCUGGUCAGGUACCUGUUGUAUUUAAGCUUCAAUAAUAAAGUGCUAAAAAUUGUCUUUAGGUGAACUUAUUUGUACAGUUUUAUGAAAACGUUUCAUAUUUACUAGAUUUCAGUAUAAAUAUAAUCAUUUAUAAUUAUAAAUACAAUAAUUAUAUUAUGCUUCUCACAAUUCCUAUAAUUUACAUACACAAAAACUUUUUAUAACGAUAACUGAAAUAUAAUAAAAUUUAACGCACAACUUUUUGUUUUUAUCAAUACCUUUCUACAAAAAAUUCAAGUGGUCUAAGCUUUAAGUUUACUGCAGUUCCCUUAAUAUUUUAUUUCGUUAUUUCUUUAAAAACUAUUUAGAAUUAGUGACUGCCUAAAAUUAUCUUUAGUUAAAAAAAAGUUUUUUCCUUAUUUUUACAAUUUUUAUAUAGUAUAAAUGUAAAUAUAUAUUGUUAUUAAAUCAGAAAUGUGGUUAAGACCACACCAUAAAUUUAAAAUUAGAGGAUACUUAUAUCUGAAGAAAAACGAUCAGUGUUAUGAUUAAAAAAAAAAAUUAACAAAAGACAUGGCUAGAAGGCCUUUUAGGUAUAUACCAGGCCGUAUGGCUUAGUAUCUUUGCCUAUUCCUUAAUGAGGAUAAAUGGCACCAAAAAAAUGUCAUUAAUGUCAAACCUGUGUCAAACUUUGAAAGUUUGAAGUUAAACAACUUUUGUAACCGCCAUGGCAAAGCGCUGCUAUGGUUUGAUUGUUAAUGUUUAGUUGAAUUGUUUGUGUAUUAAUAAAUUGAAUACAUAUUUGGUAGUUAGAAUCAUAAAUAUUUAAUUUGAACAGUCUAAUUAUAAUGCCACCCAAUGACGUUGAUGUACAGCAGCCGGUCGGGAAACCGAAUCCGAGAAAUAAUCCUAUUAUGUUUAAAAUAUUUCAAAAUGUUCAAUACAAUGUAGUUCAACAUAAAAAAUACGUUAAGGAAUUAAUAAAGCUAUACAAAAAGAUUGAUCAAGAUUUUUUCAGAGAAAGUUUUAAGAAUGCACUUCAUUACUUAUUUACUUUUGGAGACACAAGUGCUAAUGUCGAUCGUGUAGUUCAGUUUGUUGCUACCUUCUGCACUUCUCUCGAUGAUGAAGAAGAGUUCCUCAUGUUUAUAUUCGAAAUUAUUUUUGAUUGUCAAUGUGUAUCUGGCCAAUCUGUAAGGUACAGAGCUAGCCAGCUACUAGCAGCUGUGCUGUCUGCCCUCGGCGAUGAUGCUUCCUUGGACGAUGACUUGUGUGACAAGCUCUUGGCAUCACAGAUGCAACGUCUCCAAGACACGCGAGGUGCGGUACGAUGUCGUGCAGCUCUAGCCCUGCAACGUCUUCAGAACCCAAUGGAGCCAGAUGAUGAAGUCACCAGAGCAUACCGGUUUCAUAUGAGCUGUGAUCCUAGUUCUUCUGUUAGAAGAGCUAUAGUGAUGUCAAUAGCAAAAUGCAGUCGGAACGUCCCUUUCGUACUAGAACGCCUGUGUGACGUAGACGAAGCCGUGCGCCGCGCUGCUUUCCUAUACAUAUCUGCUAUCAAUGUAACUCAGCUGAGAGUCAAGCAGAGAGUGCUUACUUUAAAGGUGGGGCUCACGGAACGAAGUCCUCGCGUACGGCGGGUCGUUGAAGAAAUAUUAAUACCUGGCUGGCUCAGUACAUUUCAAGGAAAUAUCAUAGAUCUACUCAAGGCUAUUCGCUUGGACAACGCUCAUGAUGCGAAGGAUUCUCAGUAUGUUGCUGGAAAACUUUUGGAAUCGUUGUUUAAACGUCUUCCAAUAUCAGAGCUACUAGAAUGGCUACCGACAGACAAGACAUUGCGUCUCAUACCCGCUGAGAAGUUAAAUAAGGAGACCGUUUGGUACUGGCGGCAUCUCGCCGAACAUUUGCAGAAGAUUGAUGAUGAUGAAACUUUGGAGACGGUGCUGCCUGAUCUCAUUGUUCUAACUGGAUAUAUAAGAGCGAUCGUCGAGUCCCCCUGCCCGUCCGAGGCUGAAGACCCAGCGGGGUUCAGCACGCGGCAGUACGUGUUGCGGGAGCUGGGCGCCAUGUUGCGAGUGUAUGACGCCAGCGAUCCCGCUGGACGCACCGCGCUACAGGCACUCGUCACUGAUACACUUACAGGUGACUACGGUCCUCUGAGCCCGGACGUGGUCCGCGCGUUCGUGUCCGCCCUGGAGCUGGUGCUGCCGGACGCGGGCGGGCGCGUGGAGCUGGUCUGCGGGCUGGUGUCCUCGCUGCGGGAGCCGGCCGAGCCCGACGAGCCCGCGCCCGCGCCCGCGUCCGUCCCCGUCGACAGCUCGGAGGUCAAGUUGCAGAGAGCAAGACUACGUGUAUCUUUAAACGUUGCGAUUGAAGCUCAAGAGGAGGCCGUGAGGGAAGAAAACUAUGUUCUCGCUGCUGAAUGUAAAGCUAAAGUGGCAGAUAUUCAAAAGAAAUUAGAAGAAUUAAAUAUUCAACCGAAGUCACCCCCACCACAACCAUUGGCGACCAUUAAGGAAAAACAAUGUGAUGCAGCAACCUUAAACAAAUGUUUAACGAUAUUAAACUGCGCUCUGGAUACGCCACAGCUGACGUCGAUAACUCCAAUGCUAAAACUAAUGUUUAGCGAACUAGAGGCUGAAAUAUUCCAAAAUCCAGAAGUAUUAGAGAACGCUCUUGAAACGGUAGCUCUAUUUGGAAUGCUCGAUAAAGAAUUUGCAAGAGAUCACAAAGCGUUCUUCUUCGCCAAUUUGAUAGACACAACAAACGAGCCAAUAGUAACGACUGUAUUGAAAUGCAUCGUGGACUUACUCUGCGUCCACGGAGCUCGUGUAUUUGAGGAUGAAGCCAGUCAAGACGAGUCCAAGGCCGAUGUACAGAAGAAACGGAACACCACACACUCUAUUGGCGAUGGAGAGGAUGAUGGCACUUUAUCUGAGUCUGCGAUGUCGGUAACACCUACACACAGUACAGUUAUUGAGUUACUCCUAAAGAUAAUGGAUAGCGCUUGUCCGGCGUAUAGGCUGAUCAUAGUGGAAGGAUUAUGCCGUUUAAUAUAUCUAGGACAUCUUGAAUCACCGACUAUCCUCAGCAGACUUAUAUUACUAUGGUUUAACCCUGCUACAGUUGAUGAAGACAAUCUACGACAGACUAUAGGAAUAUUUUUCCAGACAUUUCCUAUUAGUGUAGACGGAGCACAGGAACAAAUACAAAAAGCUACUUUACCAACGUUACGAGCUUUAGCCAAUGCACCGUCAAGUUCACCCCUAUCAGAAAUAGACCAAGAGGCAGUGGUUAAAUUUAUUGUAUCAUUGACCAGAGUUAAUAUUGAGGGCACGGACAGCCAGGGCGCGCUGGCGCUGGAGCUGUGCGGGCGGCUGGCGCGGCGGCCGGCGUGCGCGGAGGCGGCGCUGGCGUGCCGCGCGCUCGCGCUGCUGCCGCCGCCGCUGCACGCGCACGUCGCCGCCACGCUGGCGAGGGCGCUGCCGCCGCUCAUAGAGAAAUUACCUGAUAAGCAGUCGUGCCGUAAUUUGACUCGUUAUCUCGGCUCUUUAGAAGCGAUGGAACGCGCUAGUCUCAAUAAAAUGUCUACAGGUGUUACUGAUGGCAGUAUUCAGACAGAAGAUACGAUGCAUACAUUUGGAAGGAUAACCACUUCUUUACCACAACCAAUAGCAAGAAGUACUCACGUGGUCGUCAAUGAAACUGUGGAAGAGGAAGUGGAAAUUGACGAGAGCUCGCCCACUGAGGUCGUAUCCAGGAUAUCGGAAGAACAAACUCCAAUACAAGAAGAAAGAAAAUCUUCACCUAAAAUUGAUGCAGAAGUGGAACCGCAAAAAGAGGCGUCGGGCUCUCUUUCCGAAGACAGUAGCGGCGUUUCGCCCGUCAAGAGGGUUAGAGUUAUUAAAAGCAAGAAAAAAAAAUUGUCUUUAACGAAAAAGAAAUCUGAGACUACGGAUAGUAAGAAGCAAAAUAAGAAAGGUGCCAAACAAACCAAAGACCAGGAGCAGAAUGAAAAAGGCGUUAAGCGAAGUCGGUCACAGCGCUCUCUAGUGGAUGUUGACAGAGCUAAAAAAGAUCUUAAAUCUAAGAAAGAAGCACAAGAAUCGCCACCAUCAGACGUAGACCUUUCCAACGUGACUAUACGGAGGUCAACGCGUGGUCAACAUUCUGGUUCAGACCAGAAUAGCUCCGACUCUCCCGGUUCAAGUGGGAAUAAGAAAGGACAAAAGACGAAUAAGGCGCCGAAGAAAGUUGCAGAAGUUCGUCGCUCGACGCGUUCUUCGUCACGCAGCAGCGCCAGCUUCGCGAACAACUCGGCGGAUGAAACCGAGCUCCACACUAUAGUCUACGAUAACGACUUUCAACAGCAAAUCCUGGAAGAUUCUAGUGAACUGACGGAAACUCGACGGUCUUCGAAGGGUAACGUCACUAUUCCUGAAACGCCGGAUGGCAGCGAAGAGUCUGAUUCAGAACCAGAGCCUCCUGCGAAUGGAAGAGGGAAGCGUAAAGGAAAAAAAUAAAAGAAAGAGUUUACUAUUAAUUGUAUAUU
Molecule: messenger RNA, 5467 nt
Organism: Melitaea cinxia (Glanville fritillary)
Lineage: Eukaryota; Metazoa; Arthropoda; Insecta; Lepidoptera; Nymphalidae
Gene: Cap-G
Product: condensin complex subunit 3
Exons: 28
Coding region: 1764-5438 (1224 amino acids)
Biological process (GO): mitotic chromosome condensation
Cellular component (GO): condensin complex; condensed chromosome; cytoplasm
Source: RefSeq, a predicted model, not a curated record